Phymastichus coffea is the source of this 2509-nucleotide messenger RNA. RefSeq names its product GRB2-associated-binding protein 2-like. Bases 46 to 1872 code for a protein of 608 amino acids. The transcript has 7 exons. NCBI's taxonomy places the organism in Eukaryota, Metazoa, Arthropoda, Insecta, Hymenoptera, Eulophidae. The record is from RefSeq and is a predicted model, not a curated record.
ACCAUGGCGGUGUAGGGGUGAAGAUGAGUGCUGCGAUCGGAGGAGAUGAUGGAAUCUGUGCUCACGACGACGACUAACAAUCUGGAGGUCGUACACGAAGGCUGGCUCAUCAAAUCGCCACCUACCAAGCUAUGGAAAGCAAGAUGGAGGCAAAGAUGGUUUACUCUUCGACACAGCGGGGAGUUGCCUGGCCAGUACUUUUUAGAAUACUACGAAGACAAAAGGUGCAGAAAACUUAAGGGCAGGAUCGACCUCGAUCAAUGCGAACAAGUCGAUGCAGGCUUGAGUUUAGUCAAUCGAAAAGAAAGAUAUCAGUAUAUGUUCAAUGUGAAAACUCCAAAAAGGGUUUACUAUCUCGUAGCAAAGAGUGAAACUGACGUGAAUAAGUGGGUGGAUGCUAUUUGCCAAGUUUGUGGUUUGAAAGCCUAUACUCAGUAUGAGGAACAAAAUUGCCAAAGUAAAUUUUUCCUCUUUAAAUCGUCAACCGUUAUACCAGGGAGGGUACUAGUUGUUUAUUUCAAGUUGUUUGGUAUUCCAGUGUUCUAUGAUUCUCAAGAAUCUCCUCCUGUUUCACCUAAUAGUAUAUCGGGUCCAUACAUUUCAAUCAGUGAAUGUAUAUCUGGCCCAUGUCUUCACGAUGCAAAUUUAAGUUCCACGACAGAACAGACCAUCAACGUUUAUAAUAUUGUUAGAAAACUAGUGCCAACUCCACCAAGAUCUCCAAAUACCUAUGCCGAGAGCAUUAUUACUGACGAAGAAAGUCUCUCUUCAUUGCCAAACGUCAAUUGGGACACUUUUCCUUUUACAGACGAUUUAAAACUUGAAUUUAGACCUUGCAAUGCAGGAUUAGAAUCUUGGAGCGUGAAAAAAAGAUUUGGAAAGUUGAGAAUUGUUGAUUCCCACAAACCACCUGCUGCCGAUGACGUUCUAAUUGCACCAAGGCCUCCAAAACCGCCUUUAAUCGCUCCAGAAAAUUCGGCUCAUAAUUAUUUAAAUUUGGACGGAGCAAUCGAAAGCUCAAAACCAACAACCCCAUCAACACCCCAUCAACAAAGUAUAGAACAGCAGAAUACAGGUGUGCCAAAAAAUCAAGUAAAAACUACACAAGCUCCAGUUACCAAAUCGUCUAGACUUCAAACGUCCCCACCACAAGAUGCUAACACGGACGAUCACGUUUUUCGAUACGAUUUUGAUACCAAAAAUAAUCAUCUGGAUUAUGCAGUAUCAACAACAUACUCCCAUUCGUUAAGUCUUUCCAACGAGGAAAAUGCUAAUGCAGAACCUAAAAUUAAUGGACCAGCUCCACCUUUGGUAUUCAGGGAAUUGAAGCCAGGAAGAAAAACGAAUAACUCGAACAUAAGUAUCGAACUGUCACCUUUCACAUCUCAUAAAGAAACGAAUGCCGUUGAAUCGACACCAUUCGAGCCACCGAGUAUAAAUCGGAAACUUAAACCGCCGGUGACAAAGUCGAAUGUCGAUGAUCUGCUGCUACUUUCUUUGCCUCUAGGAGAAGAAACAAUAAAAUCGAUUUCUAGUCCUACUUUCGUGUCAAAAGUAAAGAAAGGUCGUCAUGCAUCUGUGUCAGAUGAUGAUAAUAAUCCAUUUAAACACAAAGAAGAUAAGAUAAACUUUUAUCAAGAUAACGAGGCUUUUAUACCAGCAUCAGCUCAUGGAUUAUUGCAUUUGCAAUACUUGGAUCUAGAUUUGGAAAAAUCGGAAAAUGGAGAUAACGCGACCUCAGCACAGUCUUCUCAAGCAUCAUUAUCGGCAACAGUGUAUAAAACCGUUGACUUUACCAAAACCGAGGCUUUUAAUAAAACAAGACAGAAGGUAGAAAGGGAAAGAAAGCAAUGUGCGAACGAGAUGACGUAAAGAUUUGAAUUGAAAACAUUUCAUUUCUAAUUCUUGUAGAGAGAGAGAGAGAGAGAGAGAGCGCUUCCACCGUUGUCAUUCGCAAUAUUGAAAUAGCGAAAUUAAAAUCUUUUUUUUAUCUUAUAAAAACAAUACAUAAAUAAAAUUUGUAUAGCGAUUAUUAAAAUUAGCGUAAGUUGACAAAAAAUAUUUUUCAUUAAGUUAUGACGAUAAGAAAAAACCAAAAAUAAUUUAUAUAUAGAAAGAUUAAAGAUAUUUUGUAAAAUUAUAUAUUGAAUUUUAGAUACGAACUUUAUUAAGAAUUAUAUAUAAAAUCUUUCGCGUAUUGUAACUAUUAUACAGUAAUACUGUAUCAAUAAUUUGUGAUUUGUGAAAUGAUGUAUGUUUCACAACUAGUUAUAGCUGGUUAUAGUUAUAGCUACCAUUGAGAUAGACUGUUUCUACUUUUCAUCAUAAAGCUGUUUGAACAGAGAAUCGGUAUUUACCGUGACCAAAAUUACAUUUUUUUUACUGCAAACGUCAAGUAUUUAACAUGCACAUACACAUCAAUAUUAACAAUUAUAAGAAAAUAUAUUGAUUAAAUGUCUAAAAUUAAAUCGACACGUGAGAUAAUAUUGUUAAUUAGAAAAAUGUAAGC